UUCUAGACAGUGGGAGAGGUACAUCUAUAAAUUGCCAUGAGAUGCCUGCUUUGUAGAAAUUAAGAAUGGCUGAAGACUCUGUGAAGUUGCUAGGCAACUGGGUAAGUCCUUAUUCCCUUAAAGUAAAGUGGGCUUUGAAACUGAAAGGGAUCCAGUACCAGUAUGUGGAAGAGGAUCUCCAAAACAAAAGUCCCAUGCUCUUGCAGUACAACCCUGUUUAUAAAAAAAUUCCAGUCCUUGUCCAUGAUGAUAAACCCUUGGCAGAGUCACUCAUAAUUCUUGAAUAUAUUGAUGAGGUGUGGAAGCAGAAUCCUCUCCUUCCAAUUGAUCCAUAUGAAAGGGCCAAAGCACGGUUCUGGGCCAAAUUCGUUGAUGAUAAGUGUGUGCCAGCACUGAUGGCUGCAUUUAGCAAAAGGGGGGAGGAACAAGUGAGAGCUAUCAAAGAAGCUCAUGAGAAUUUGAAGAUUCUUGAAAGUGGUCUUGAGGGGAAGCGCUUUUUUGGGGGUGAAACAAUAGGCUUUGUGGAUAUUGCUGCUGGCUGGAUUGGACGCUCGGCUCAAAUGGCUGGGGAAAUCAUAGGCAUAAAGCUGAUUGAUGCAGAGACCAUGCCUUUACUCGAUUCUUGGUUCCAAGAUUUCCUUGGGAUCCCACUUAUUAAAGAGUGUAUGCCACCUCAGGAUAAAUUGCUAGAGCACAUCAAGGAAUUACACACAAAAAAUUUGACUGCAGCAUCGACUUGAAGUCUUUAUAUCUCCGAGCACGUACUUAAGGCUACCUGCAUAAGGCGUAUGAAUGAUUGUUAGUGGGUUAUAUAAAGCAAUAAAGGAUAGGGACUUAAGCUGAUAUUCUUGAUAUGAAUAUCAUGCAUGUAAGAUUAGCAAAAUAUGAUGAAUAAGAAUUGCAAAAUUACUAGGCAAUAUUAUAUA
Messenger RNA from Quercus lobata, 926 nucleotides. RefSeq names its product glutathione transferase GST 23-like. Gene Ontology annotation, molecular function: glutathione transferase activity. Gene Ontology annotation, cellular component: cytoplasm. Lineage: Eukaryota; Viridiplantae; Streptophyta; Magnoliopsida; Fagales; Fagaceae. The transcript is spliced from 2 exons. Bases 66 to 740 code for a protein of 224 amino acids. The record is from RefSeq and is a predicted model, not a curated record. Gene Ontology annotation, biological process: glutathione metabolic process.